Molecule: messenger RNA, 4694 nt
Organism: Pogona vitticeps (central bearded dragon)
Lineage: Eukaryota; Metazoa; Chordata; Lepidosauria; Squamata; Agamidae
Gene: ABCC3
Product: ATP binding cassette subfamily C member 3
Biological process (GO): transmembrane transport
Cellular component (GO): membrane
Molecular function (GO): ATP hydrolysis activity; ABC-type transporter activity; ATP binding
Source: RefSeq, a predicted model, not a curated record
UUCGGGCGGCUGCUGGCGCGCAGGAUGGACGCCUUCUGCGGCUCCCGCUUUUGGGACCCCAACCUUACAGUGUACACUGACAAUCCAGACCUAACACUGUGUUUCCAGAACACCAUCCUGGCAUGGGCACCGUGCUUCUAUUUUUGGUUCAUCUUGCCUUUUUACCUAUUUUAUUUAAAAUGCAACAAUCGGGGGUACAUAAUAUUGUCCAUGCUCUGCAGGUUUAAAACGAUGUUUGCUUUCUGUCUUUGGUGUGUGAAUUGGGCCAAUCUCUUCUAUUCUUUCCAUGGAAUCAUUCAAAGCAGAACACCGCCAUCUGUAUAUUUCGUCACACCCUUAAUUGUUGGCAUUACAAUGCUGUCAGCCAUGUUGCUCAUCCAAUAUGAGAGGCUUCAUGGUGUGCAGUCCUCAGGAGUUCUCGUCAUAUUCUGGUUCUUGUGCGUGUUGUGUGCUGUGGGUCCUUUGAGGUCCAAAAUUAUCCGUAAUUCAGCUCAGGAUCAAAUGGAAGACAGAUUCAGGGUUACCACAUUUUAUGUCUACUUUGCACUGAUCCUCAUUGAACUGAUUCUUUCGUGCCUUAAAGAAAAGGCUCCAUUUUUCUCACCAGUCAAUUUAGAUCCAAAUCCUUGUCCAGAAUUAAAUUCUGGCUUUCUUUCAAAGGUGACAUUUUGGUGGUUCACAAGUAUGGCAGUCCAGGGAUAUAAGAGGCCUCUUGAAGAGAAGGAUUUAUGGUCCCUGAAUACAGAUGAUAAAUCCCAUGUGAUAAUACAGAAGCUCCAGAAAGAGUGGGAUAAUCAGAAACAGGAAAAGCAGCAGAAAAAAGAUGUCUCCUAUACAAAAAGCUCAAACAAUGUGAUGAACCAUAUUGCUGAUGGUCCGGAGGAGACAGAAGUCCUUAUAAGUAGUAAGAUACAGCAGAAAGAGCCUUCUUUUCUUAAGGCCUUGCUAAGAACGUUUGGUCCUUACUACCUGAUCAGUUCCUUCUUCAAGCUGAUCCAAGAUCUGCUAUCAUUUGUCAACCCACAAUUGUUAAGCGUAUUAAUUGGCUUCAUCAAGAAUGAACAUGCUCCCUUGUGGUGGGGUUAUCUGAUUGCGGCUUCGAUGUUUUUCUGUGCUGUGCUGCAGACGAUCAUCCUUCAUCAGCACUUCCAAUACUGCUUUGUUACUGGAAUGAGACUGAGGACUGGCAUCAUAGGGAUGAUCUACCGAAAGUCUUUAGUUAUUACCAACUCAGCAAAGCGUUCCUGCACUACUGGGGAGAUUGUCAACCUGAUGUCAGUGGAUGCUCAGAGAUGCAUGGAUUUGACUAUGUUCCUGAACAUGUUAUGGUCUGCACCACUGCAGAUUUGCCUUGCUUUGUACUUUCUCUGGCAGAGUUUAGGAGCUUCAGUGCUGGCAGGAGUUGCUGUGAUGGUCUUACUCAUCCCGUUUAAUGCCGUGAUUGCGAUAAAAACCAGGGCAUUCCAGGUGGAACAAAUGCGCUAUAAGGACUCACGUAUUAAGCUAAUGAAUGAAAUCCUAAGUGGCAUAAAAGUACUCAAGCUCUAUGCCUGGGAACCAUCCUUUGCAGAAAAAGUUCUAGAGAUACGGAAGAAUGAACUCCGCAUUUUGAAAAAAUCAGCCUACCUAAAUGCCAUUUCAACCUUUGCAUGGAUCAGCGCACCAUUUCUGGUUGCCCUGACCACCUUUUCUGUUUAUGUCACUGUGGAUGAAAAUAAUGUCCUAGAUGCAGAGAAAGCCUUUGUGUCUCUCUCCCUUUUUAAUCUCCUAAAAUUCCCACUCAACAUGCUACCUCAGGUCAUUAGCAACAUUGCACAGACAAGUGUUUCAUUGAAGAGAAUUCAGCAGUUUUUGUCACAUGAUGAACUUGAUCCUGGCUGUGUGGAAACCAAGUUAAUUACUCCAGGUUAUGCUAUUACUGUGCAUGAUGGAACAUUCAGCUGGGCAAAAGAUGGUGAGCCAACUCUGAAAGAUAUAAAUUGGAUGGUCCCUACUGGCUCUUUGGUGGCUGUUGUUGGCCAUGUGGGCUGUGGGAAGUCUUCCCUGGUGUCAGCACUUCUUGGUGAAAUGGAGAAGCUCCGUGGGGAAGUGGCUGUGAAGGGUUCAGUUGCUUAUGUACCCCAAAUAGCCUGGAUCCAGAAUGCCACUUUGAAAGAUAACAUAUUGUUUGGCCGCCCCCAUAAUGAGCAGAAGUACCAAACUGUCUUAGAGGCAUGUGCCUUGAAACAAGAUCUUGAGAUGUUGCCUGGGGGGGAUCAGACUGAAAUAGGCGAGAAGGGCAUCAACCUUUCAGGUGGCCAGCGACAACGGGUGAGCCUGGCCCGUGCGGCGUUCAGUGAUGCUGACAUUUAUUUGCUAGACGAUCCUCUUUCAGCGGUGGAUUCCCAUGUGGCCAAGCAUAUCUUUGACAAAGUCGUUGGACCAGAAGGAGCUCUUAAAGGAAAAACUCGCAUUUUGGUGACCCAUGGCAUCAAUUUUUUGCCCCAGGUGGACCACAUUGUGGUUCUUGUGGAUGGUAAAAUCUCUGAAAUGGGGUCCUACCAAGAGCUUCUGCAACAAAAUGGGUCCUUUGCAGAUUUCCUGCGCAAUUAUGCCCCUGAUGAAGACAUAGAAGAAGAUGAGCCAACAAUCAUAGAGGAUGAGGAGGUCUUGCUUGCUGAAGAUACACUCAGCAACCAUACAGAUCUGGCAGACAGCGAACCAGUGACCAACGAAGUCCGCAAGCAGUUCCUCAGACAACUCAGUGUAAUAUCUUCAGAUGGGGAAUGCCCGAGCAAAAUGUCAACCAAAAGGAGGGUGUGUGAUAAAAAGCCACUUGAGCCUCCCGUCCCCAAAAAAGGUUCACCUGAGAAACUCAUUGAGGCAGAAACAGCUGAAACUGGCACAGUCAAGCUGACUGUUUUCUGGCAAUACAUGAAGGCUGUUGGCCCUAUAGUAUCUUUAUUUAUAUGUUUCCUGUUCUGCUGUCAAAAUGCUGCUUCAAUUGGGGCCAACGUAUGGCUCAGUGCCUGGACCAAUGAACCUGUAAUAAAUGGCACCCAGCAGAAUGUGCACAUGCGAAUUGGAGUCUAUGCUGCCCUGGGCAUCUUACAAGGGGUUAUUGUGUUGAUCUCCUCCUUUACCUUAGCCAUGGGUGGCAUCAGGGCAGCUCGUGCUCUCCAUGCAGCACUGCUGGCAAACAAGCUUCACACCCCGCAGUCUUUCUAUGACACAACUCCAAUCGGCAGGAUUAUCAAUCGCUUCUCCAAGGACAUCUACGUGAUUGAUGAAGUGAUACCGCCAACUAUCUUGAUGUUCCUGGGAACCUUCUUUGUCUCUGUAUCAACCUUGAUUGUGAUCAUGGCAAGCACUCCUCUCUUUGCAGUGGUUAUAAUACCUCUAGCGGUUCUGUACUUCUUUGCCCAGCGGUUUUACGUAGCUACUUCUCGCCAAUUAAAGCGGCUGGAAUCUGUGAGCAGGUCGCCCAUAUAUUCCCAUUUUUCGGAAACAGUCACAGGAACAAGUGUCAUCCGAGCUUAUAGAAGGGAGAAAGCUUUCGUUAUGAUCAGUGACACUAAAGUGAAUGAUAACCAGAAAAGUUACUACCCUGGAAUUGUAUCCAACAGGUGGCUUGGAAUUAGAGUUGAAUUUGUAGGGAACUGUGUUGUAUUUUUUGCAGCCCUUUUUGCUGUCUUAAGCAAAAACACCCUGAGUGCUGGCCUGGUUGGACUCUCUGUGUCUUAUGCCUUGCAGGUGACCAUGUCUCUGAAUUGGAUGGUACGAAUGACAUCUGAUUUGGAAACCAACAUUGUGGCUGUAGAAAGAGUGAAGGAAUACUCAGAAACUGAAACCGAGGCUCCCUGGAUAAUUGAAGAUAAAAGGCCAACAGAAGACUGGCCCACCCAUGGGGAAGUACAGUUUGAGAACUAUUCUGUAAGAUACAGGAAAGGUUUAGACUUGGUACUGAAAGACCUGAGCCUUCAUGUGAAAGGUGGGGAAAAGGUUGGAAUUGUUGGAAGAACUGGAGCGGGAAAGUCCUCUAUGACCCUUAGCCUCUUCAGGAUCCUGGAAGCGGUGGAGGGAGAAAUCAGAAUUGAUGGGCUGAGAAUUGCAGAUAUCGGCCUUCAUGACUUACGAUCCAGACUGACGAUUAUUCCUCAGGACCCUGUUCUUUUUUCUGGAACACUCCGAAUGAAUUUGGAUCCAUUUAAUAAAUAUUCUGAGGAAGAAAUAUGGAAAUCUCUUGAACUUUCUCAUUUGAAGAGGUUUGUCAGCAGUCAGCCAGCUAUGCUGGAUUAUGAAUGCUCAGAAGGAGGAGAGAAUCUUAGUGUUGGCCAAAGGCAGCUUAUUUGCUUGGCAAGAGCGCUCCUCCGCAAAACGAGGAUCCUUAUUUUGGAUGAAGCCACUGCAGCAAUCGAUCUGGAGACAGACGACCUCAUUCAGAUGACAAUAAGAACACAGUUUGAAGACUGCACGGUGCUAACAAUAGCACACAGGCUGAAUACCAUUAUGGAUUACACCAGAGUUCUUGUUCUAGACAAAGGAGCAAUUGCUGAGUUUGACACACCUUCAAGACUCAUUGCAUCUAGAGGGGUCUUCUAUGGUAUGGCCAAAGAUGCUGGAUUGGCAUAACACGACAUCCACUCUCUAUCAGCCAAGGACUAGUUACUGGGUUGUUUUCUACCCAAAAGCAAUAUCUGAAAGUCACUGUAUUU